AUGGCUGAACACUCUUCAAGUGUCUACAACUCGCGUCUCUUUACCUUUCGUGCAAGCGAGAACGGUGCUGCCACUACAGUCCACUCUGGCGCUGUCGCCGCAGUCUCUGCUCCUCUCAAGCUGUUGAUGGAAGAAGAAGGUCCUGAUGGCCUCAGAACUAGUGCUACCCUGCACGGCGUGCGCGAAGAAGAUCUCUUGCGCUUCUGCGAUUUCUGUUACACUUCCACUUACACGGAUCCUUACCCUGUUGUCGUCAAGCCACCCACUCUUGCCAUUGACUCUGGUGUCAGCAAUGGCGAUGGAAACGGCGAGAACGCAAACACUUUCACUGCUCUUGUCACCACCGACGACAGCACCAUCCAGCCCCCAGCUGCUAAGCGUCCUCGCACCGAAUCGCCAGCUCAGUCUGUUUCCGGCUUUGGCAGACCUGGAAUCCUGGGCGCCGCUUCACCCGCUCCUGAAAUCAACGCUCUGAACGUAAAUAACAAGCUCAAGCUACACAGUGUGUUCGCCAACACACCCUAUACAACCACUGCUCCUCGCGUCUUUGGAUCAACCAAGAGAACCAGAUCAAAUGGCAUGUCAAGCAACGAUGACCACACCAACGUCUUCAUCGCUCAUGCUGCCAUGCACGCCCUCGCCAUAAACUACGAAAUCGCCAAGCUCAAGACACUGUCGUUGCAGAAACUGUGCGACAAGUUGAUGCGAUUCGAAUGCAAGCCCGAGCGCGUUGGCGAUGUCCUUGCCUUGGUCCGCUGGGUGUACACCACUGAAUCUGGAAUGGCCAGAGACAUGCCAGAGCUCAAGGACAUCGUGGUCAGAUAUGUCGUGUCUGAAGUCAGUGGUUUCGGCAAUAGUCAUGAGUUUGGAGAGUUGCUGAAGGAAGGUGGAGGUUUUGUCAAGGACUUCUGGGCUAUGGUGUACAGUAAUUUGCUUUAG
This is a messenger RNA of Aureobasidium melanogenum CBS 110374, 939 nucleotides long. RefSeq lists its product as uncharacterized. The record is from RefSeq and is a predicted model, not a curated record. The coding region runs from base 1 to 939 and encodes 312 amino acids. NCBI's taxonomy places the organism in Eukaryota, Fungi, Ascomycota, Dothideomycetes, Dothideales, Saccotheciaceae. The transcript is spliced from 2 exons.